This is a messenger RNA of Leptosia nina, 846 nucleotides long. NCBI's taxonomy places the organism in Eukaryota, Metazoa, Arthropoda, Insecta, Lepidoptera, Pieridae. The record is from the annotation of a GenBank genome assembly.
AUGGGGUGCGCAGCUAGUAUACGAAAAUCUUCGGUGUUACAAUCAGAAUCAGAAGACUCCUGGCACAGUCGUAUUGAUAAAAAUGAAACAGUAGUCGCCACGUUGGUGAGACUUGAUAGGGGGAUUGCUUCCUGUGAAAAACGAUAUCCUACGCAGAGGUUGGCUAUUGUUACAGCCGAACUUAAAAGUAUUCAAUUGGAAAUUCAAGAACUUGGGGGAGUGAUUAAUUCUGAUGUCACAGAAAAAGCUUAUGCGAAGGCAAUCCAUCAGAUAUUCGUGGAACUGCAUUUAUAUAAACGACCAAUGUUGGCGGCAGAAAAUGAAGAUUUCGUAGCCAAUGUGAAUAGGAAGGAAAUGCAUCGUUUAGAAGUGCUGUACCUAAGUCUGCGACAGAAGGAAUUACAACGAGAAAGUCAAAUAUUACAAACGCAAUUGUUGCGGUUAAGAUCCUUGUAUAGGGAACAACAACACCUGUUAGAAUCUUUGUGGUACGAGAAGCCAAGUUCUGAACCAACACCGCAAUCGAAUCUGCGUCAUGCCCAAGGACUUCGUGAUGCAUUGGCCACAGCGAGCAUGCGCUUGCGCGCAGGGGCUGAAUAUACGCAAAACGGUUUACGUUUGCUGGAAGAAGCUCUACGUUCUUGGAAACUAUCUUCAAUCGGAAGUAGAAGCGGUUGGGAGCGUACGUCAUCAUGCGCAGAGGCAUGCAGUCUUCUCGUAAAAGCUAGAUGCCAGGAGCGAGGAGCGCGUCGUGUUUUAGGUGCUCAGGCUGCUCCGAGAGCGGCACGCUCUGUCAGACUGACGCUAGACUACGCAUUCACGGACUGUCUACAUGAUCAUAAGUGA